GACACGCCCUCGUCCUUCCUUUUGUGUUUCUUUAGAUUCUUGAAAAUAACUUAACGGCAUCAAGAAACGGGCGUUACUGUCGACUGUGACAAAAUGCCUUGUCUUUACAUUACUACAAACGUGAAUAUGGAGGGCGUUGACACCGAUCCGUUCUACUUGGAAGUCACGAAAGCCGUCGCUUCCAUCGUCGGACGGCCUCAGAAUUUGGUGAUGGUGGUGCUGAAGGGAUCAAUAGAGAUAGUUUUCGGUGGGAACAAAGAAGCAGCUGCAUAUGCAGAGAUUGUGUCUAUGGGAGGCAUCACUAAACAAGUUAAGAGACAGCUUAUCGCAACCGUUGGUUCUAUUCUACACUCUCAUUUUUCUAUUAAUCCUACUCGUUUUAUCUUAAAAGUUUUUGAUAUGCAAGCUUUGCCUCUUCCUUCUAAGCUAUAGUUUUAUUAUCUGUUUAUUGGUCAUCAAACAAAAAAAUUAAAUCAUUGGUUGGUAUUAUUCGAGUU
Brassica oleracea var. oleracea is the source of this 497-nucleotide messenger RNA. RefSeq names its product macrophage migration inhibitory factor homolog. NCBI's taxonomy places the organism in Eukaryota, Viridiplantae, Streptophyta, Magnoliopsida, Brassicales, Brassicaceae. Gene Ontology annotation, molecular function: phenylpyruvate tautomerase activity. The record is from RefSeq and is a predicted model, not a curated record. Bases 94 to 432 code for a protein of 112 amino acids. The transcript is spliced from 2 exons.